CUAGAGGGGAGGCUCCGACGUCUCCUUCCUUCCUGGUUCCUGCUGCAGCUGCCGCCACUGCUCAGCUCCGUAAGCAGGGAGCUGGCGGCUCGGAGACGGUGACAGAGGCGGAGCGGUGCGUGGGCCAAGGAGCACUGGUGUCCAUGGACCCUGGGAGCCUCCCCUCCACCCGCAAGCAGUGAGGGGCCAGGAUCCCACGGAGCCAGGAAAAGGGCACAGAGACACCCAAAACACUGGAGAGUUUGUUAACUUUCAAUGGCUGAAUGUAGGAGUUUUCCCCCCAGGUCAGCCUCUGGUAGCAUGGGCCCCUCUGCCCUGACCUCCUGGCCACCCACACCCCACCACGUCCCUGUCCCCUCCUGGCCUCAGCUCCACCGGAAGAUCUGGGCUGCUUCCCCAGCUUCAGGCCAACCUUGCCCCUCCAGUCCCCUCCCCCAUCUCACACACACACAGCCUCAUGCAUUAUGGAUCUCCCCGUGGAGCCAGGAUGGCCAGGGCUGGUGCCAAGGGCGCCUGUGGGCACUGCUGCGGGGCCUGUGCGGUCCUUGGCAUGUGUCUCCAGUGGCUCGUCCCCCGCUCUCUCCAGGUGGAUGGUACUUCUUAGGAGCCCCAGGGAUGGGGAUGAAAGAAAGGAGGCUUGGGGGACGGGGGGACAGAGGGUCCGAAGUGGGCAUCCUAGGGGGGCGAUUGAUGGGAGGCACAGGGGAAAAUGCGGGCUGUCUCAGGCCUCAGUUUCCUCAGGCAGAAAAAUGGGAGCCCAGGAACUAGAGGAUAUGGAGGCCAAUUGGUGGGGAGCUGGGGUCAAGAGGUUGGGGGGCUCUGUAAAGGGAUGAUGGCAGAGGAGUCUCCGUGCCGUGGUGCUGGGCUCAGGGAUCCUGGCGGAAGAGGAGCUGGGUUGAGAUCUCGCAUGUCUAGUCUCUGGAUUCCUCUGUCCUAUUUUGGGGCCUCUUCCUUCACUCCCCUGCCUCACCUCUGAUUACCCCCAGGGAAUCCUCCAGAGAAAGCAUGGGGUGUUUCCUGGAGCUGGGGAACGUGUGAGUGCCUAAGGUGGGGCAGGGCUGACUUUUCGAGGUUUUCUUUUGGCACCGGCCUGCCUGCUGCGCGCUCCACCUCUCUGGGCAGCGGGCGCUGAGACCUGCUCAGAGUGGGGUGGGGACAGGCUUGGGAGAGGUGUGGCAGGUGAGCGGAAGAUGUGCUCGGGGGCUCUCAUCCCAGAGGGUGCAAGAGGGGCUGGAGGUGGGGAAGGUGAUAGCCGAGUCUGUGCUAACGGGGUCUCUCUCUGCUUCAAGGGCCCCCUCAGGACAAGGUGACAUCUUUCCCCUUCCACUCUCCUCUACGUCCUCAGCAGGGAGUGGCCACUCCCUUCCCCAUGGACUUCCAAGAGCGGGACCCUCCCUCCCUGGCUGAGAGCACACAGUCCGCCAAGCCCAGCAGUGCCCAGCAGGCCUCCGAGCUGUGGGAGGUAGUGGAGGAGCCUCGGGGCCGGCUGGGGGCAGAGGGUAUCAUGCCCGAGAGGCAGGAAGGCCACCUGCUCAAGAAGAGGAAGUGGCCUCUGAAGGGCUGGCACAAGAGAUACUUUGUGCUCGAGGAUGGGAUCCUUCACUACGCAACGACUCGGCAAGAUAUCACCAAGGGGAAGCUCCAUGGCUCCAUUGAUGUCCGACUGUCGGUCAUGUCCAUCAACAAAAAGGCCCAGCGCAUUGACCUUGACACUGAAGACAACAUCUACCACCUCAAGAUCAAAUCACAGGACCUGUUCCAGAGCUGGGUGGCUCAGCUGCGUGCCCACCGCCUGGCCCAGCACCUGGAUGUGCCCCGAAGCCUGCUGCCCAGCACCACUCACCGGAAGGUUCCUGGUGCCCAGCUUCCGGCAGCGGGUAGUGCCUCGGCUCUGCCAGGGGUUGGACCUCGGGAGAAGGUGUCUUCCUGGCUGAGGGACAGUGAUGGGUUAGACCGCUGUUCUCAUGAGCUCUCUGAGUGUCAGGGGAAGCUCCAGGAACUCCACAGACUCCUCCAGAGCCUGGAGUCCCUGCCCCGGAUCCCCUCAGCCCCUGUUAUCCCCACACACCAGGCCUCGGUGACGACCGAGAGACCCAAGAAGGGGAAGCGGACCAGCCGCAUAUGGUGCACACAGAGCUUUGCCAAGGACGACACCAUCGGGCGGGUGGGUCGUCUCCACGGCUCUGUUCCCAACCUAUCUCGCUACCUGGAGUCCCGGGACCCCUCGGGCCCCCGCGGGCUGCCACCCCCAGACUAUGCCCACGUGCAGCGCAGUUUCUGGGCCCUGGCUCAGAAGGUGCACAGCUCGCUCAGCAGUGUCCUGGCCGCCCUCACCACUGAACGGGACCGACUGAGGGACCUGCACCAGGGUUCGGAUCCGUCCAGGCUGGGGGUGAGGCUGGGGGCAGGGUGGCCAGUGGGAGGAGUGGGCCCGAGCCCCGAGGACUGCAGGCCUGGGGGUGGUCCCGGACCUGGGCCGGGAAGGGAGGUUGGAGGAGGCAGGCUGUGCCCGGCAGGCUGGGGAGGGCUUCACCCGCCCCGUCCCGGCACCUGUGCCCUCACCCUCUCCCUGCAGGUCUCUGAGGCCGCAGCUGGCCCGAGGCGCCUCCACUCGCUGUCCGUGUCCUCCGACACCACUGCAGACUCCUUCAGCUCCCUCAACCCCGAGGAGCAAGAAGCUCUGUACAUGAAGGGGCGGGAGCUGACCCCUCAGCUGUCCCAGAGCAGCGUCCUUUCCCUCGCUGAUUCCCACACAGAGUUCUUUGAUGCCUGUGAGGUUCUCCUCUCUGCCAGCUCUUCUGAGAAUGAGGGCUCAGAGGAGGAGGAGUCGUGCACCAGUGAAGUCACCACCAGCCUGUCCGAGGAGGUGCUCGACCUCAGGGGAGCUGAGCGCUGUCAGAAAGGAGGAGCCGUGGGACCACCCCGCCGCCGAUGCCUACCUGCGGCCAGUGGGCCCGGGGCCGAUGUGAGCCUGUGGAACAUCCUGUGGAACAACAUCGGCAAGGACCUGUCCAAGGUGUCGAUGCCCGUGCAGCUCAACGAGCCACUCAGCACCCUGCAGCGGCUCUGCGAGGAGCUGGAGUACAGCAGCCUUCUGGACCAGGCCAGCCAAACCACCGACCCCUGCGAGCGCAUGGUGUACAUCGCAGCCUUCGCAGUGUCAGCCUACUCUUCCACAUACUACCGGGCGGGCUGCAAGCCCUUCAACCCUGUCCUGGGGGAGACCUACGAGUGCGAGCGGCCUGACCGAGGUUUCCGCUUCAUCAGUGAGCAGGUCUCCCACCACCCCCCCAUCUCGGCGUGCCAUGCGGAGUCUGAGAACUUCAUAUUCUGGCAAGACAUGAAGUGGAAGAACAAGUUCUGGGGCAAAUCCCUGGAGAUUGUGCCUGUGGGGAUGGUCAAUGUGAGCCUGCCCAGGUUUGGGGACCACUUUGAGUGGAACAAGGUGACGUCCUGCAUUCACAACAUCCUGAGUGGCCAGCGCUGGAUUGAGCACUACGGGGAGGUGCUCAUCCGGAACACGCAGGACAGCUCCUGCCACUGCAAGAUCACCUUCUGCAAGGCCAAGUACUGGAGCUCCAACGUCCAUGAGGUGCAGGGUGCCGUGUUUAGCCGAAGCGGCCGCGUCCUCCACCGACUCUUCGGGAAGUGGCCCGAGGGCCUGUACCGGGGACCCCCGCCGGGCGGUCAGUGCAUCUGGAAACCCAACUCAAUGCCCCCAAACUAUGAGCGCAACUUCGGCUUCACUCAGUUUGCUUUGGAGCUGAAUGAGCUGACGGCAGAGCUGAAGCGGUCCCUGCCUUCCACAGACACGCGGCUCCGGCCAGACCAGAGGUACCUGGAGGAGGGGAACAUACAGGCCGCCGAGGCCCAGAAGAGAAGGAUCGAGCAGCUUCAGCGAGACAGGCGCAAAGUCAUGGAGGAGAACAACAUUGUCCACCAGGCUCGCUUCUUCAGGUGCCUCUGCCCCCCUCCAGGUCUCUCUGCAGCCCAGGCCCCCUCCUCCUCCCCACUAGCCCCUUCCUGCUCUGAGUGGGGCCGGCAGCGUAAGGCAGCGUCUCGGGACCCCGGCCUCAGUGCUGGGUGUUCACCCCUCUUCUUCCAUGGCCCCCUUCCCCCCAGGCGGCAGACAGACAGCAGCGGGAAGGAAUGGUGGGUGACUAACAACACAUACUGGCGGCUGCGGGCCGAGCCGGGCUACGGGAACCUGGACGGGGCCGUGCUCUGGUAGCCCAGGCCCCAGGGGCAGGAGGCCCCGGUCCCCCCUCCUGCCCCCACCCCGCCACGGACACAUGGGCGAGGCCAGGCUCUCCCACUCACUGCCCUGGAGACCAAAGGGGAAGCCCUGGCUCUGGCCCUCUCCCCUCUGCUGGCCAGAGGGGCUGCAUCUCAGCCCAUCACCCACCCCUUGUUUGGGGUGGGAAGCAGUAUUCGUGCUUCCCCAGUCUUGUUGCCCCAGACAACCAGCAUGUAAGACCCUCCUUGCUCUGUCAACCCCUUCCUUACCCCCUGGGGUACUUGGGGGAGACUCCAGGCCCUCCAGGAUCUGUUCCCCAUUUCAGUGCCUUCCUAGGACACAGGGGACCCCUCGACGUUCCCCAGGAUUCCCAUGCCCAGGACUCGGGCCCCAGCUGUGAGGUUGGAGUGAGUGAAGGAGAGGGGAUGGCCUUUUCUCCCACCCCCGUCCCUCCCAUGCCCCAUCUCCAGCAUCUUCUCCCCCUGCCCUGGCCCAGAGGGGCUCCCUUUGCUUGGCCCUGGCAAUUUCUCCUGUCCUCCUGGAUCCCCUUCUCCCAAACUGCAAAACGCCUGCAGCUCCUUCGUCCCUGGUCCUCAAGUGGUUUCCUUCAGUCUCAGCUCAGUGGAUCCCCCAGAGCAGACAGGGCAGGAAGGGCGCCUGGCCUUGACCCACCCGGAGUGAGCGAGCACUCGUGAGAGUGUUGGUUUGUGUAGAAGUGUGUGCGUGUGCCUGUGUACUGCUUGCGGGCGAGCAGGAUUCCUCGUGUAGGCCGGAUGUCCCCUGCGGGGGGUCCGCCACCAUUGCUGCUCAUUUUACCAGUCUGCCUCUGAUUAAGGUGAAUUGCUAUGACAUUCCAAACUCCAGUAAAGACUGUCCCAAACUUUG
Messenger RNA from Orcinus orca (killer whale), 5122 nucleotides. It is a transcript of the gene OSBPL7, whose product is annotated as oxysterol binding protein like 7. The transcript is spliced from 21 exons. Gene Ontology annotation, cellular component: cytosol; plasma membrane; intracellular membrane-bounded organelle. Lineage: Eukaryota; Metazoa; Chordata; Mammalia; Artiodactyla; Delphinidae. Bases 1370 to 4231 code for a protein of 953 amino acids. Gene Ontology annotation, molecular function: cholesterol binding. The record is from RefSeq and is a predicted model, not a curated record.